AUGAAACCAGGGAAUGGUACAAGAAUUUCAGCAUUUAUUCUUCUUGGACUUUCAGAGGAACCAGAAUUGGAGCCCCUCAUAUUUGGGCUUUUCCUCUCCAUGUACCUGAUCACUGUGUGUGGAAACCUGCUCGUCAUCCUGGCCACCAUCUCAGACUCCCACCUGCACACCCCCAUGUACUUCUUCCUCUCCAACCUGUCCUUCGUAGACAUCUGUUUCACCUCCACCACCGUCCCAAAGAUGCUGCUGAACAUCCAGACACAGAGCAAGGUCGUGACCUAUGCAGGCUGCAUCACCCAGAUGUUCUUUUUCAUACUCUUUAUAGUGUUGGAUGACUUUCUCUUGACUGUGAUGGCCUAUGACCGGUAUGUGGCCAUCUGUCACCCCCUGCACUACACGGUCAUUAUGAACCCACAGCUCUGUGUGUUGCUGGUGCUCACGUCCUGGAUCCUGAGUGCUCUGCAUUCCUUGAUGCAUAGCUUAAUGGUGUUGCAACUGUCCUUCUGUACACACACCGAAAUCCCCCACUUUUACUGUGAACUUAAUAUGGUGGUCCACCUUUCCUGCUCUGAUCCCUAUCUUAACGACAUGUUAAUCUAUUCUGCAGCUGGACUGCUGGGUGGCGGAACCUUUGCUGGGAUCCUUUACUCUUACUCUAAAAUUGUUUCCUCCAUACUUAGAAUGUCAUCCACUCGGGGGAAGUAUAAAGCCUUUUCCACCUGUGCCUCCCAUCUCUCAGUUGUCUCCUUAUUUUAUGGUACGAGUCUAGGAGUAUAUCUGAGUGCUCUUGACAGUCAAAAUUCACACUCAAGUGCAACAGCCUCAGUGAUGUACACUGUGGUCACGCCCAUGCUGAACCCUAUCAUCUACAGUCUGAGGAAUAAAGACAUAAAGAAAGCCCUGGGUGACCUACUGGAACAGAACUUUAGUCUCUAUCAUCCACAAUCCAGGGAUGAGUUCAGACCUUCACAUGGAGAUCUUCUUGUCAGAGACCCCAUCCAGGGCUUCAAGAGCAUUUCACCAGUGUUACAUCUGAUUGAGCUGGUGUUGCACCUUGCCUGUUCUGACACCUUUAUCAAUGACAUUGCUGCAUAUAUUGGAGCUAUACUGCUGGGUGGUGCAACCCUUACUGGAAUCCUUUACUCUUACUGUAAGAUAGUUUCCUCCGUACAACUUUCAGAGAAACCAGAAUUGCAACCAUUUCUAUUUGGGCUAUUCCUUUCCAUGUACUUGAUCACUUUCUGUGGAAACCGGCUCAUUAUCCUGAUCACCAUUUCAGACUCUUACCUUUGCAUGCCCAUGUCAUUCUUCCUCUCCAACCUGUCCUUCAUAGACAUCUAUUUCACCUCCACCACAAUACCCAAGAUGCUGGUGAACAUCCAGACCCAGAGCAAGGUCAUCAUCUAUGCAGGAUGCAUCACACAGAUGAAGUUUUUCAUGCUCUUUUCAAGACUGCAUAUUUUUCUGCUGACCAUAAUGGCCUUUGACCAGUUUGUGGCCAUCUAUCACCCCCUGCACUACAUGCUUGUGAUAAACCAUGAGCUCUACGGAUUGCUUGUCCUGGAGUCCUGGAUCCUGAGUGUCCUGACUUCCUUGUUACCUAGCUUACUGGUGGUGUGGCUAUCCUUCUGUACACACUUGGAAAUCCACCACUUGUUCUGUGAAAUUUUAUAG
Messenger RNA from Tupaia belangeri chinensis (Chinese tree shrew), 1674 nucleotides. RefSeq names its product olfactory receptor 7A10-like. The record is from RefSeq and is a predicted model, not a curated record. NCBI's taxonomy places the organism in Eukaryota, Metazoa, Chordata, Mammalia, Scandentia, Tupaiidae. Bases 1 to 1674 code for a protein of 557 amino acids. Gene Ontology annotation, cellular component: membrane. Gene Ontology annotation, biological process: G protein-coupled receptor signaling pathway. The transcript is spliced from 5 exons. Gene Ontology annotation, molecular function: G protein-coupled receptor activity; olfactory receptor activity.